AUGAGCGCCCCCGAGCCCGGCAGCAUCCUGCCAGAAGGCAAAUUCCCUUCUUUCUACCUGCAAAGUCUUCUUCCACCUCAUGCUACAGCAUCCCCACCCUCGAAAAGUGAUCUCAAACCUCCUUAUUCCUAUAUUGGCCUUAUUUCUAUGGCCAUUCUGAGCAAUCCGGAGAGGAAAAUGCUUUUAUCCCAGAUUUACAAUUGGAUCGCCAUGGAAUACCCGUAUUUUAGGUGAGUAAAUAUUGAUGGUGAAUAUAAAAUACGAUUCAGAAGUCGGGGAAAUGGAUGGAGAAAUUCGGUCAGACACAAUCUCUCGCUAAACGAAUGCUUUAUUAAAGCUGGGAGGGCAGCCAAUGGAAAGGGACAUUUUUGGACAAUCCAUCCGGCCAAUUUGGCCGACUUUUUGAAGGGCGAUUACCGAAGAAGGCAGGCCCAAUGGAAGAUCAAGUCCCAUCAUCAGCAUCUCCCUCUCCUCGAUACUAUAUCAAAUAAUUUUUUCUGUAAUCCUCUUGCUUUCCAACUGUUUUUGAAUCAACAAUUACAAUUUAAUUUGGUUAAUGGUAAUGGGAUUGCCAAAACAAGUUUAAAUCCCAGCUUCGGAACCCAAUAAAUCUUUUUAAUUUUGUUUCAAAUUAUUAUUUUAAUCAGCAAAAUGAGUAGUUAUAGAAAUAAAUUGAAGUCAAGUUAGCUAUUUUAUCUGUAAAUACGAUCAUAUGACGUAACUUUGACCUGAUUUAUGACCCUUGCGAGGUCGGGAGGUCGGAUGGUCAGCUGUGUUUUGUCCUGGUUAUUCUUGUUCCUUCCACUUCACUUUGCCCCAUAAUGUGGCAUUUAUUUAUUCUCAUCUUCAUUCUCACAUCUGUGGAAUCCUAUGUUAAAGUUACUUUUACAGGGAAUAAUUUGAAUCCCGUUAUUUCGUAAGUUUGAAGUUACUUUGAAGAAAUUGUAAUUUUUAGCGAAGAUGGGCGUUACAUUUUCUAUGAAGGAAGCGGAGGGGAUUAUGGCCACAAAUGUCCGCAGAUUUACCGGAUAGAUCUACUCGAUCCAGAACAAGGUCCUUUCAGAAUCAGCAAUGGGAUCGGGUCUUCUCGAGGCCUUUCUUUCAUCAACAACAAGUUCUUUUUCUCCUCCAAUUUCCAUCAUUUCCUUCCCUUACUUAACAAUUCCGUUGAAUCAACUUGUCAACAAAACAUUUGCGAGCGAAAGAAAAGUGAUAAAACUCUGCAAAAGUUAUGUAAGUAGUGAAAAAAGGAGGAAUUUCUUCAGGUAGAUCAAAAAAAUUUGAAGAAAUGGAUUCAAAAAUUGACCUAUUCCAAGCAAAUUGGUUGGGAAACAUCGAAAAACAAAUAACUCGAGGGCCUUACUUUAACGGAGAAGUUACAGUCACCGCGGAUGGAGGACUACUGUAUUCCUCCACAGAAUCUGGAGAUCCUGAAAUCUGGAAAUAUAAUCAAGAACAAAAAGAGAGAGAAAGGGUCAGCCAUUUUUGCUACAUAUUAUACCAAUUAACUUAUACAGGGCGUUUCUUGGCGCUCAAGAUAUCUAAGAAAUUCUUUCCGUUGAAGAAAGAAGAAGAUGGGCGGCUUUCGCACAAAAAAGAAAUUUUCUCCGCCAACGCGGAAAGUAGUGUAUUCGGCGGAGACUUUUGUGGCACUUCUUGGUCACCACACCAAUCCUAAGCGUUUUUUAUGUUGCUGAUGGCUGGGAAGAAGGUAUUUGCUCAUUUUUAUGGUUACCAAGCGUUUGGCGAGGGUAUGGCGGUUGUUUUACACUGUGGCGAAGGCUCGGUGGAGACUUUUUUUUACCAACGGGGCCAUUCUAGGGGCUGGCUUGAGCCUAUCUCCGUCAGCCUAGAUAGAGGUGGCAAUCGAGCCGGGCCUGAGCAAAAGUUUGGAAAGGCCGGUCUGACCGUUUCGGCCCGAUUGCCACUUGUACGCCAGUCUCUAAAGUUUAAAUAUAAGAAAAGAGAAAUAUAACGCGAAGGAGAUGACAAAAACGUUUUUAUUUCUCUGAUCACCCUGUACUAUUAUAUCUUAAUCUGUAGAUUUUAAUAUCGGUCUGUCGGGAAAAAAACGGCGGAUCGUCGCGCCUCCGAAUCGCCCAUCAUCGCUUUGCGACUGCAAGCCGCGGCUUGGGAUUUGGUGCGCGACAUCGGCGAGGCGAGACAUUUUGAUGCGACGAUCCGCCGUUAUUUUUCCGACAGACUGAUAUACAGAUCACAAAUCACAUUGGCUAUGAUGGAGAAGCAGCUAUUUCCCCUGAGGGCAAGAAAAUUGUGUUUAUUUCUGCGAAUAUCAAAAACACUGGACGAUAUCAGAAAUUGUUACAGUAAGCUAGUAUUAAGGAAGAAAAUUUACUUUUUAGUUACUCUUUGAUGGAUAAAAGUAAGACAGAAUUAUUUUCGAUGGAUGCUGAUGGAAGUAAUCGAAAACAAAUAACUUUUCUUGGAGGAAGCGUCAGACAUCCCAAAUUCAUCGAUGAAACUACAGUAAUCUUCAGCUCCAAUCACAAUUCGGGACGCCAAAUUUAUACGAUCGGGAUUGAUGGAAAAGAUCUGAGUCAGGUAGUUAUAAAAAACAAAGUAGAAUUUGUCUACAGAUUACAUUCACCGACUCAAAUGAUUAUCCGAUGGUGUCCGGAAACGGAAAGAAAGUGGUCUGGGCGAGUAAAGAAGACUCGGAAUGGAAUAUUCUAGUAGCUGACACCAAUUGGAUAAGAAAAAACGGCAUAGAAAAGUUGAACGAGGAACAUGAAAUGUCACAAUUACAUUACCCGGGAGAGAAACAUCUCAAUUCGAUCAGACAACUCACUUUCGGCGGACAAAAUGCCGAAGGGUAUUUUGAUUUCCAAUCCAAAAAUAUUCUAUUCCAAGCAACCGGAAGGGAAAGAUACGGCACCUCGUGCGAUCAGGUAAGAAAGUUGUAUAAUAAAUAUUAAAGCGUCAUUCCCAGAUAUACAAAUUAAACAUCGAGCAAUCCGUGGAUUCCUCAACGCCUUUGCAGCGAAUCAGCACAGGCCUUGGAGCUUGCACUUGCUCCUACUUCUUUCCGAAUGACCAGACUAUGAUAUACGCAUCUACCUUUGCUUCGGUCAGACCAGAUCAUCUCGAAAAUACUUGCCCCGUGAAGAGAUGUCAAAGUAAGGAAGCCACAACUGAUCCUCUUCUCAAAAGACUUUGCAAUACAUCCUAUACUUGGGAUCUGUUCCCCGAAUACGACAUCUACAAAGUAAAUAGGUACGGGAAUAUAAUCAAAAGACUGACUAAUGUCCCCGGAUAUGAUGCUGAAGGUGCAGUUUCAAAGGAUGGUAAGAAUAUUGUAUUCACAUCACUCAGAACUGGAGAUCCGGAGUUGUGGCUGAUGGACGAGAAUGGUGACAAUUUGAGACAGGUAGAAUACGAUUCUGAUUUAUCUUGCUUUAGUUAACCAACCAUCUUGGGUAUGAUGGAGGUCCUUUCUUCUCUCCAGAUGGAACAAAAGUAAUUUUCCGCGCUUCAAGACCCAAAACAAAGGAAGAAAUUACAAAAUACAAACAAUUAUUGAGGUAUUAUAAAUGACGGAGUAACCAUUACUAUUUAACUUUAGCUACAACCUGGUUGAACCCUUGGCCAUGGAAUUGUUCGAAAUAAACGUUGAUGGGACUGGAAUGAAACAAAUCACAGAACUGGGGGGCUCUAAUUGGGCUCCUUUCUUCUUGGUCGACAACAAUCGUAUUCUAUACAGUACCAAUUUUAAUCAGACAGGUAGAUUUGGAGCUUUUGAUAUCUACAUGGUCAAUCAGAAUGGUGAAGGAGUGGAGAGGGUAAGGGUUAUCUUCCCCGCCAACAUUACUUUAGAUCACCUACAACGAAGGUGGAUUCGAUGCUUUUCCAAUGCAAAGUCGAAACGGGAAAAAAGUAAUCUGGGGAAGCAGCCGGAAUGGGAAAUCCCCAUACGAUUUAAAUCUAUUCCUCGCUGAUUGGACUGAUUAA
This is a messenger RNA of Bursaphelenchus xylophilus (pine wood nematode), 3969 nucleotides long. The record is from the annotation of a GenBank genome assembly. NCBI's taxonomy places the organism in Eukaryota, Metazoa, Nematoda, Chromadorea, Rhabditida, Aphelenchoididae.